Ochotona princeps (American pika) is the source of this 401-nucleotide messenger RNA. Its product is annotated as small cysteine and glycine repeat-containing protein 7-like. The transcript has a single exon. Bases 1 to 339 code for a protein of 112 amino acids. Lineage: Eukaryota; Metazoa; Chordata; Mammalia; Lagomorpha; Ochotonidae. The record is from RefSeq and is a predicted model, not a curated record.
AUGGGUUGCUGUGGUUGUGGAGGUUGUGGUGGCUGCAGCAGUGGCUGUGGGGGCUGUGGGGGCUGUGGCGGCUGUGGCGGCUGUGGCAGCUGCACCACCUGCAGGUGCUACCGGGUGGGCUGCUGCUCCAACUGCUGCCCCUGCUGCCGCGGCUGCUGUGGGGGCUGCUGCAGCACCCCCGUGGUGUGCUGCUGCCGCCGCUCUUAUCGCUCCUGUGGCUGUGGCUCCUGUGGCUGUGGCUCGUGUGGCUCAUGCGGCAAGGGCUGCGGGAAGGGCUGUUGCCAGCAGAAGUGCUGCUGCCAGCAGAAGUGUGGUUGCCAGAAGCAAUGCUGCUGCUAGGAGAGCCAGCCUGGCUUACGAGCGGCUAGUGGUCAGGUUCUCCCCUACUGGUAAGAACUUGU